CGUCCGUACUGAGUGUGGCCACACGUUUGUUGAUUACGGACACGUCCUGUCACGCGGUUGACCACGUGGCGUGACGUCACCUGUCACGCUCGCGCUUAAUUUGUGCGCCAAACUUUUUUCAAAGUGUUUAAUUGUUUGUUUAUGAGACAUGUAUUGUGUGUUUGUGGUUGUCGGGUUCCUGUUGCUUCCGGGGCCUUCCUGUACCAACUCAGAUAACUUAGCUCUUCUUCUCAAUACAUUGAAGACAACGCAAAGAGCGGUGUGUGACGAUGAAAUGGUAUUCAUAGAGUGUCCAAAAGGAACCGCCAUCAGUAUCCUGGUCGCACAGUACGGAAAAGCAAGUCUUGAGAACUCUGCAUGUGCCCAUGUUUCUUCUGGCAGUUCAGACGAACAAGAAAGAGAGAAUUGUAAGAGACCAAAUGCGAUGCAGUAUGACCUGCUGCAGACCGUGGUGGAAGCGUGUCAGAAGAAGCAACAAUGCACCUUUAGCACCACUCCGAGACCUGGCAUUGUAGACCCCUGCCCUUUCACUAGGAAAUACAUCGAAGUUUCAUACAAAUGUAGACCUCAUGACUUUAUAAGUGAGACGGUCUGCGAGGAUGAACUGAUGGAACUGAGCUGCAAUCCUCACUCAAGAAUCGCAAUAUUCGACGCUCAGUACGGUCGCACAGCGUACGAAAUCGCUUGUCCAGCACACGGUGUUACUGAAUCAUGUUCCACACCCUACACCGUGGAGAAGGUGAUGCAGGUGUGCCACGGUAAGCGUCGGUGCCUUGUCUUAGCAAGCGGCAGAACAUUCGAGUCCUUCUGUGGCCCUCAAAUACGACCCUAUCUUAAAAUCGUCUAUGCUUGUGUUCCACUAGGCAUCAUAAGUGAACGCUAUGAGACUCCAGCCGAAGUGGAAGAAAUAGACAGCACAUUGAAGAUAUCUAAUGACAAUCGUUUAGACAAAGAAGACAGAGCUGGUGACAAAUGGGGUGACAUAAAAGCAGGAACAACCACUAUUGGUUCGGUUUGGCAACCACCAGUAAAGCAUUUACCACCACUGAGGACCGAAGAAACCACUAUUUUCACUUCUUUAGCUGAUCCAGCACUACAACCGCGGACCAAAGAUGUGACUCCACCGCCAAACACUAACGCUAAUGUUGAGAAGACUAAAGAGUUGUCGUCAACUUACAAGCUAUACAUAUUCAUCGGCAUCGCUGUAGUAGUAUUUGUCAUUCUUACCGCAAUAUUCAUUGGAAUUCGUUGCUACCUGGAUCAGAAAGCCAAGAGCGAUUCUAAGAAUGGCGACAUGUUCACUACAGAAGCACCAAACGUUUUCAACGAUGCGGUAUCUGACAUAGACAAUGAUGUAGACGUCAGUCACAUUUCUGGAACUUUCUACGAUCCAGUACAUCCAGACAUGAUUCUCUUCAAAGAUGUGCCGGGCAGCAGAGGCACUCUUCGUGCUAUGAAACCAUUGUCAACGAUUUAUCCAAUCGCCGGAGCUAGUAUGUACGGAAACGUAGACUAUGUGCCAUCACAGACCAGAGACAUUCCAACAAGAUUUACGAGAAGUAGAAGUAAAGAAGAACAAUCGACUGACAUGAUGAUGAGUCCAAAGAGUUUAGCAUCAUAUUCAAAUUCAAAUUUUUACUAUGGCUGACAACAAGGAGACAAUGACGCUACUAGAACAUACUGUUUUUAAUGCGUUACAUAAACACACGAAACAAAUUCGACUUGUGAAGCUCAGACAGAUAAUAAGAAUUGUUGUAAAACUGAUUCGUGAUGUGAAAAGUAGAAACGUGUAUAAAAUACUCGGGAUCUUUACAUUAAUUUCAUUAAUAAAUCAUUUGAUAAUAUUAUCUUUAGUAAUCUAUUUAAUGUUUGUCACCACAAAUGACGUCUGCACAAUAUAUGUGAACCUAUUACAUUUGCAUAUCGUAGAUAUUCCGCACCUUGCAUUCAUGAUAUCAUCUGUGAUUUAAUGCAUACACUAUUGUUCUAUUAUAUUUAUUAAUUAUUUGUAUUAUACAUACGCUUCACUAGAUUUAUUACAACGAAAAAAGUACACAUUAAAUGUAAAUUUUUUGAUAUUUUUUUAAAAUAAAAUUUGUUAAAUA
Messenger RNA from Manduca sexta (tobacco hornworm), 2105 nucleotides. RefSeq lists its product as uncharacterized. The record is from RefSeq and is a predicted model, not a curated record. The coding region runs from base 149 to 1648 and encodes 499 amino acids. Gene Ontology annotation, molecular function: carbohydrate binding. NCBI's taxonomy places the organism in Eukaryota, Metazoa, Arthropoda, Insecta, Lepidoptera, Sphingidae. The transcript is spliced from 8 exons.